UUGUUUAGGCCCUGUGAUCCCGUAGUAGCGCAAGGCGCAGAGUGGACCUUGACCUGCCUAGGGCGGGAAAAGAGUUUGACCCGCCCGGUCCCAAAGAACAGAAUGGACGGGCUCCUAAAUCCCAGGGAAUCCUCUAAAUUUAUCGCAGAAAACAGUCGGGAUGUGUUUAUUGACAGCGGAGGCGUACGGAGGGUGGCAGAGCUGCUGCUGGCCAAGGCGGCGGGGCCAGAGCUGCGCGUGGAGGGGUGGAAAGCCCUUCAUGAACUGAACCCCAGGGCGGCCGACGAGGCCGCGGUCAACUGGGUGUUCGUGACAGACACACUCAACUUCUCCUUUUGGUCGGAGCAGGACGAGCACAAGUGUGUGGUGAGGCACAGAGGGAGAACGUACAGUGGGUACUGGUCCCUGUGCGCCGCCGUCAACAGAGCCCUCGACGAAGGGAUACCAAUAACUAGUGCCUCGUACUACGCGACAGUGACCCUGGAUCAGGUUCGGAAUAUACUUCGUUCUGACACAGAAGUGUCCAUGCCUUUAGUAGAAGAGAGGCAUCGGAUUCUCAAUGAAACCGGGAAAAUUCUGCUGGAGAAGUUUGGAGGCUCUUUUCUCAACUGCGUCCGAGAAAGUGAGAAUAGUGCGCAGAAGUUAAUGCACCUGGUGGUUGAAAGUUUUCCUUCCUACAGAGAUGUGACUCUGUUUGAGGGGAAAAGAGUUUCUUUUUACAAACGAGCCCAAAUCCUUGUAGCAGAUACGUGGAGUGUAUUGGAAGGAAAAGGAGAUGGCUGCUUUAAGGACAUCUCCAGUAUCACCAUGUUUGCUGAUUAUAGAUUACCUCAGGUUCUUGCUCAUCUUGGAGCCCUGAAAUACUCUGAUGAACUACUGAAGAAGCUUCUCAAAGGAGAAAUGCUCUCAUAUGGAGACAGGCAAGAGGUGGAAAUCAGAGGGUGCUCGCUUUGGUGUGUUGAGCUGAUCCGGGAUUGUCUUCUGGAGCUUAUUGAACAAAAGGGUGAAAAACCUAGUGGAGAGAUCAAUUCCAUUCUUCUGGAUUAUUACUUAUGGGACUAUGCCCGUGACCAUAGGGAAGAUAUGAAAGGAAUUCCGUUUCAUCGCACACGUUGCAUAUAUUAUUGACCUCAAGUGUAGACUGAUCCAAAGAAAACCCCCUGCAUUUUAUAUCAUAUCAUCUGUACAGUUUUGCUUUGAUAUUUAGAGAACAUGAUCGAGGUUAUAGGAAUGAGGAAAUUGAUUACCUAUUCUCACUUUAAAAAAUACUUCCGGCCGGGCGCGGUGGCUCAAGCCUGUAAU
Macaca mulatta (Rhesus monkey) is the source of this 1302-nucleotide messenger RNA. RefSeq names its product Q-nucleotide N-glycosylase 1 (gene QNG1). The record is from RefSeq and is marked provisional. Lineage: Eukaryota; Metazoa; Chordata; Mammalia; Primates; Cercopithecidae.